GGUCGGUCUGAACGCAGUGUCAGACGCACAGUAGAGGAAAGGGAAAAAGAGAAGGCGUUGUCUUUCCUGAAGAGAGGCAGGGCUGAGGCUCAGUGGCACUGCCGAGGGACCUGGCUGCUAGGCCGGGCCCUGGACGCCUAAUCCCGUGUUUGUGCUUGUACCCUACCCUUGUCCACGGCCCGAUGGCGGCAGGCGAGCUGAUGGGCCCGGCGCAGCAGGGGCAGGUGAACUUUGAAGAUGUGUUCGUGUACUUCUCCGAGGAUGAAUGGGUGCUCCUUGAUGAUACCCAGAGGCUCCUGUACCGUGAUGUGAUGCUGGAGAACUUUGCACUUACGGCCUCUCUGGGACAUGCAUCUUCCAUGUCUCAUGUAAUUGCCUCACUGGAGCUGGGCUGUGAUUCCUGGGUACCAGACUGGGUGGAUGUGACUCCAGCCAUUCCCAGAGAGACUUUAGGUUGGAGUGGCCCUGGUUGUCAAGGAAUGGAGCCUGAGAAGAUAUCUUUUGAGCAGACUGUUUCUGUAGAAGGAUUGUCACAGAUGAGGCCUCCCAAGGGAGACCCUUCUGGGAAGGUUCACUCCUGUGAAACAUGUGGUCUGGUCUUGAAAGACAUUUUGCACUUGGCUAAGCACCAGGAAACAUACCCUGGGCAGAAACCAUACAUGUGUGUGGCAUGUGGGAAACAGUUCUGGUUCACUGCAAACCUUUACCAGCACCAGAAGCAGCACAGUGGAGAGAGACCCUUCAGACAAGGUGAGGGUGGGGGCUUUGUUGUGAGCAGCUGCCCUGUCCAACCAUCAGAGAUACCUUUUAUGGCCCAGGAGAGCUGUAAGGAUUUGUCAACAAGUUCAAGCAUUUUCCAGCACCAUGCCCCUCACAGUGAAUGGAAACCACACAGUAAUACCAAGAGCGAGGAGAUCUUUCAUAAUGGACAGAGGCAUUACAAGUGCAGUGAAUGUGGGAAAGCCUUCAGCCGCAAAGACUCACUUGUUCAGCACCAGAGAGUUCACACUGGAGAAAGGCCUUAUGAAUGUGGUGAAUGUGGGAAAACCUUUAGCCGGAAACCUAUACUUGCUCAGCAUCAGAGAAUUCACACUGGAGAAAUGCCUUAUGAGUGUGGCAUAUGUGGGAAAGUUUUUAAUCAUAGCUCUAACCUUAUUGUACACCAGAGAGUACAUACUGGAGCAAGACCUUACAAGUGCAGUGAAUGCGGGAAAGCCUAUAGCCACAAAUCUACACUUGUUCAGCAUGAGAGUAUUCACACUGGAGAAAGACCAUAUGAGUGUAGUGAAUGUGGGAAAUACUUUGGUCACAAAUACAGACUCAUUAAACACUGGAGUGUUCACACUGGAGCAAGGCCUUAUGAGUGCAUUGCAUGUGGAAAAUUCUUUAGUCAAAGCUCUGACCUUAUUGCACACCAAAGAGUGCAUAAUGGUGAAAAGCCUUAUGUGUGCAGUGAAUGUGGAAAAGCCUUUAGCCACAAACAUGUACUUAUUCAACAUCAUAGAAUUCACACUGGAGAAAGGCCAUAUAAGUGCAGUGAAUGUGGGAAGGCCUUUAGGCAAAGGGCUUCCCUCAUCCGCCAUUGGAAAAUUCACACUGGAGAAAGGCCUUAGUAUAGGAAAUAUGCCAUCUCUUGUUCAGCAUGAAUGACCCCACAGAGAAGCAUGUAGAGUAACCUUUGUGUGGAGCCAUCAGCCAGAAGUUAAACUUUUGACUUUGGAACAUGAACUUUGGGAAGAUUCCUCUGAAUUUCGGCUAUGUGGGAAGCAUUCUGGAGCUAUGUUGCAUUUUCUGACCUGUGCAGGACGCUUGCUAGAAUUUACACAUCAUUGCCAGUACCUCUGACAGGAGCCAUCUAUCUUUGCACUGGCAGAGUCCCACUAGUGUAUAGUUCACACCAACGUGAUUAACAAGGCAGACCUUUGUACUCUUCCUCCU
This is a messenger RNA of Otolemur garnettii (small-eared galago), 1938 nucleotides long. It is a transcript of the gene ZNF772, whose product is annotated as zinc finger protein 772. Gene Ontology annotation, molecular function: DNA-binding transcription repressor activity, RNA polymerase II-specific. Lineage: Eukaryota; Metazoa; Chordata; Mammalia; Primates; Galagidae. The transcript has 4 exons. Gene Ontology annotation, biological process: negative regulation of transcription by RNA polymerase II. The coding region runs from base 183 to 1613 and encodes 476 amino acids. The record is from RefSeq and is a predicted model, not a curated record.